UGGGGGAAGGCAGAGCCUGGGGCGGGGGGAUCGCCCCCCCCUUCGCCCGUGCGCCCCGACCCUCCUCCUCAUGGGGGCGGAGCCCCUCGACUCCAUGGGGGGGGCUGGAUGUGCGGGAUAACCCUCCCCCACCCCCCGAUGCCGGCCGCCCCCGGCCCCGAGUGGGGCUCCCCAGGCGCUGGGCACCCCUCUGCCGCCUCCCGGGGGUGCGCGGGGAGCGUCCUCCUGGGCGGGGGGCGUGUCGGGACCCCCCCGCGGUCCCUGCCCGGCCCCACGGGUUAUUACCGGCGCGGUGGGCUGCUACUACCGGGGCGGUUGUGCGUUAGGCUGUGGGUCCGUCCGGCGGGGCCGCCCGCCCGCGUCCCCAUGCAGAGAGGAGCUGACAGCGGGCCAUGAGCAACGCCACGGCCCCCACGGCCCCGGGUGCAGCGGGCGACUCGCUGGUGGGCUACGUCCUGGGCCCCUUCCUCCUCGUCACCCUCCUGGGUGCCAUCCUGGCCGCGGUGAUGUACGUCCGGAAGAAGCGGAGGUUUGACCGUCUGCGCCACCGGCUGCUGCCCAUGUACAGCUACGACCCGGCCGAGGAGCUGCAGGAGUCCGAGCAGGAGCUGCUGGUGGAGGCGGAGGACGCCCGGGUGGUGCCCGGCUGGGGGGGCCCCUCGCCCCACCGGCCCCUGCGCAGGGACUGGAAGGCCUGAUGCUGCCCGGAGCGCUGGGACCGAAUCCUGCCCGCGGGAGGCAAGGGGGGACGGUGUCCUCACCGCCGCUGCUGCCGUCGCGUCCGCCGGGAAGGGCAGGGUGCGCCCACGGUAGGGUGACGAUGCCGGCGGCCGCUGCCUGGGACUGAUGAUAGUGGGUUAUCUCCCACCUCAGUGCCUGUUUUUUGCCUUUUUUUUUUUUUGCUUGAACCGCCCCGCCAGCCCCUUAACACGCACUGGGCAGGACGGCUGGGGCUGGCACCCUGGCAGGGGAGCAGCCGGGCUCCGGGGCUUUGCGGGGUGCGGAGGGCAGGACGCAGAGGAGCAGCGCAGCGCAUGCGAGAGCAAAUAAACGUGUUUCUCUA
Molecule: messenger RNA, 1063 nt
Organism: Phalacrocorax carbo (great cormorant)
Lineage: Eukaryota; Metazoa; Chordata; Aves; Suliformes; Phalacrocoracidae
Source: RefSeq, a predicted model, not a curated record